Messenger RNA from Dendroctonus ponderosae (mountain pine beetle), 631 nucleotides. RefSeq names its product zinc finger FYVE domain-containing protein 1-like. The record is from RefSeq and is a predicted model, not a curated record. The transcript is spliced from 4 exons. The coding region runs from base 86 to 616 and encodes 176 amino acids. NCBI's taxonomy places the organism in Eukaryota, Metazoa, Arthropoda, Insecta, Coleoptera, Curculionidae.
GCGACCGUCUAAGCGCAGAAAUUCAAAAACGGAAUUAGAGAGUUCCAGUGUGCGUUCGGUCAGAAAGGCCAAAUACGUAUUCAUAAUGCUUAAAAGUCUGAAUGAUAAGUUUUUCUCUCCACUCACUGAGUCAAAUCACGAGAAGUUUUUGGCUCAAUUUUUCACAUGCCCGGAAAAGUGUAAAUCAUGCAGUGCGAGUUGUGUGCUUUCUACUGGUCAUAAGGAAGAUGAUGAGCCUCAUAAAUGCAAUACGCCCUGCAAAUUGCAACACCAAUAUCAAAACUUUGUGUAUUUAUGUAAGAAAUGUGUUAGAAAUGGGGAAAAGUCUACUGUUGAACCUAAAUACACCAAAGAUAAUUCUUGGACAUCAUACCUAAAUUUGAUGUGGUCAGGAUAUGUUAUACAUUGUCCGAAAUGCGGAGUAAUCUACAAAAGCCGAGAGCACUGGUAUGGAAACAAAAAUCCUGAAGACUGUGCUGUGCAGUUGGAAGUCGCCCACAUGUGGCCAGGAAUAAGUUUAGGCUUAUUAGAACACCCGUUCAAAAGAUGUUUACAAAACAAACAACCUAACAUCAGUUUUGCUGUUAGUUUUUUACUAACACUGAAAACUUAUUAGAUUAAAAAUAAAAGU